This is a messenger RNA of Gryllus bimaculatus (two-spotted cricket), 5158 nucleotides long. The record is from the annotation of a GenBank genome assembly. NCBI's taxonomy places the organism in Eukaryota, Metazoa, Arthropoda, Insecta, Orthoptera, Gryllidae.
CUAUACUAUGCAUGAACCACAUCUGACCACAAGAAGUGGUUGUGGUCGGGGUUUGCGUUCGAGAGCAGUUCGAGAGCGCGCGUGAGGGCAGGGUGAGGGUGGAAAAGGUGUAAGAGUAGCAAUGAUAUAUUUCAAGUGAAAAAGCUCUCGAUGGUUCAUUAUACGGGUCCCCUUUUGUCUGAUUUAUUGUGGCAUUAUGUCAUAGUAUGUGGUUUCAAAUCAAAGUGAAUUGAUGCACCGAAACCGCGAAUUGUACUGCCUCUUGUUUUAAUGUAUUAUUAGAAGUUUGAAACUUUCAGGUUAUGUUAUGAGAGUUGCUGUUUUUAAUAUGCAUUUUCAGUCUGUUGUGAACACCCAUAAUUGUUCGAGUGAAUGCCAUUCGCGGCAUUUUCUACGUUUUGAUUUUUCUUUAAUAGAGUGCUUUUGUUAUUUCUUACACUAGCAAUGAUUCAUUUCUUUUGGACAGUGUGUAGUGAAGUGAAAGGACAUUUUACAAAAAUAUUUUUUAAAUUGUGAGAGUGUCCCAAGAGUUGCAUUUACAAAUCUACAUCCUCUAGUGUGACUUCUGAGUUCACCAUGUCUCAAGCAUUACUUGCUUACACAUUACCAAAUGGAGCACAAGUUUUGAUUCCAACACUGGAUGCAAAAGGGGAUCCUCUCUUUGAAGCAAAUAGUGCUGCUAGUAUAUUUUUAUCUGGAAUGCAAGUGGAAAGUGAUGAUUUAGAUAAUGUUGUGGAUUCUGCAUGCAGUUCAGAAACGAAUGAAAUUCAAGAUAACCUUAAUACAAACAGUUUUGGCAAUUCCUAUCCCGAUAAACAAGACAUUUUUGGUGGAACUGUAAUUGUCAAUUCAGAACUAAGUGAAUUUGUUGAAAUGCACAGAUCAAAGAACGACAUGAAAGAUUGUGAUAUCAACAUUAAAAAUUUUAGUGAAGAAAGGAUAUCUAAGAGUGAUCAUAUUUGUAAUGUUAAAAAUUAUGAUCUUGUACAGUCUAACUGUCUCGGUUCAUCCUGUGAUACAAUUAAAGUAGAGGAAGUAGUUACUCUUCAAGAAAUGUUGGACACGUGUGAAACGGCUGGAAUUGUAAUUAAAAAUACGAAUGGUGAUAGCUCCCAGUUGGGGCUAGAUGUUAAUUGUGAUAAUGGUAAUUGUGAUAGUAAUAUUGUAAAAGACAAUGUCUCUUUGAAAUCCGGUAUCAAAUUAGCUGUUGAAGAUGUGAAAAAUGCUAUUAAUAUAAGUGAUUACAUGGAUAUUAGAGACAAAAAUGCUUCAGAAGAAUUAGUUCAGUUACCUGACACGGUUGUCCAAACAGCAGAUUCUGUUCUGAAAGAAGUGUGUGACAAUGUUACACAAUGUUUAGAAAAUGAAAGUCUAAAGAGUAGAGAGUUUACAGGACACACUAACAGUAUGAUUUUGGAUCAUUUAGAUGAAUUUGCUGAAAUGGUAACAUUGUUCAAAUGCAGAUUAUGUAAAUUUGCUGCUGGGAACAAAGAAGAAUUGUUCAAACACUUGCAGACAGAGCACUUGGAGGGGCCAUGUGAUUCAGAUCAGUGUAACUUGGAAGAUAAUGUGAACUCCGCCCCUCGAAAUGGAGAUAUUGUGAGUGAAAAGCUGGUAUUUUUGUGUGGUCAAUGCAGUGCAGGAUUUAAUAGCAUUAAUGCCUGCAAAUCUCAUAUGAUGCAGGUCCAUGAACUGAUCGUUCAAGAGAGUGAAGAACCUGGUAAUAGCUCACAUUCAGAAAAUGGUGAUGUUGGAACAUCUGAUAUUAAAGAUUACAUCCCAGUUUCAUCCAUUAAUGCAAAAGAUUUCUGCUUUAACCAGAAGUAUCCUACAAUUCCUACACCAUACAAAUGUGCGGUUCGUGGGUGUCAAAGCAAAUUUAGUGAAGAGAAGGAUCUUCAAAUUCAUGUUGGUUGCCAUACUGAUACUGAAAACUGUCGGGAUUUUCGGUGCUGCGAAUGUCAAGCCCCCUUUGAACGUUGGCGGUCAUGUGCUAUGCAUCUGUGGAAAGUUCAUAAUAUUGACUGCGGUCUUCUUACUUGUCCUAUUUGUUUAAAAUAUAAGACUGCUACAUCAGUUCCUUUGGAAAACCACAUGAGAAUUCAUGGAGAAGCUCGGUCUUUCACCUGUCCUGAAUGUGGCAAAGGAUUCAAACAAGCUGCUCAACUUCAUAACCAUCGUGUUAUGCAUUUGGAUCGCAAAACCAGUGAACUACCGCGCUGGUAUGCAUCUAAGCAGUGUAACAUCUGUUUUAAAAAUUACGCCAAUUCAAAAUGCCUGAAGAAACAUAUUCAAGCUGUACACAGUAAAUUGCGACCAUACGUAUGUCAGGUAUGUGGUCAUGCAUCUGCUCGCAAAGCAAUGUUGCAAUUGCAUUAUCGGCAGCACACUGGAGAGAAGCCGCAUACUUGUCCCCUUUGUGAUUAUCGCACUGGUGACCAUAACUCACUGAGGCGGCAUAUCAUGCGCCACACUGGCCAACGUCCUUACCGAUGCCCUCACUGCCCAUACAGUGCAAUACAAAGCAACUCCUACAAAAACCAUUUGCGUAAUAAGCAUCCUGGGCAGAGUGGAGUUUUCUCAUGCGGUCAGUGUUCAUUUAAGACUGUAAGUCAUGAAGGCUAUUUACUUCACGUAGCAGAUCACAAAAAUGGCAUUAUCAACACUUGCAGUGAUGGUGGAGGAAGUGAUGUUGAGGUAUUCCCAGGCAAUGUUGCUGCUGCCCAGCUCAUAUAUCGGUGUCUGAAUGCUCUAUCUGAUGGGGCUAAUGUAGAAGCAAACGUUACAGGCAGUAGUACUUCUGCGGAUGGAACAAUGCAGACAAUUACUAUUCAGAUUCCCAAUCAAGAGUGUAAUGGAGAAAAUGAAGAUGAAGUAACCCGAUGUUUUCUAGAAGUACAACAACAGUUAGAGGAAGAAAAUAUAGACACCAGUUCAAUUGCUGUGUCUGGAUUAUCGGACCAUAAUGGCUUAAGUCAAAUAGUUACAUGAUAGUAGAUUCUACAAAAUUUCCAGGAGUAAUUGUCAAUGUAUAAUAUGUUAGUGCUUUGUUAUCUUUUAUGUGUACUUGGUUAGAAUAUUAUCUUGAUAUUAUUGAAUGUAAUUAUCUCUAUAAAUAAUUGUAUUAUUUAGUAUUACAUAUUUGGGAUAUUUUUAAUUUUUCAAAAUCUUUUCAACCAGCUUCAAUAUGGCCAAAAAUGUUUUGUCUGUAUUUUAUAUGUAUUUAAAACAGGAUUGAAUUGAUUUGUUUCAUUAAAUAAACAAUUGUUCAUUUUUAAUGAUAACCAUAUUUCUCAUGAGAAUUGAGUGGAGGUGGUAAUAUGGAGGGUUUUUUUUACUGACCGUAAACUGGGAACAAUGGAGACUACAAACCGGGGGAAUACAACAUUCUUGACAACAUAAUUUAUUGUAAGUUAUUUCUAGGAAAACACUAAGUACAACUUGAAGAUUUCACAGUGAACAGAAAUCACACACACUUCAGUCUUUCUCACAUCCAUAACACUACGUGAGCCCUUUUCCUGCAUUUUACACAUUCAACCAAGAUUCUCCAGCCUUUGAAUCAUUGAACUUCUGAUAGCAGAACAUUCACUCCACAUUAUUGUCAACUGGAGCCUGAACCCCCCAAGGGCACUGAUAAAUUAGUCAUCUGAAGAAAUUGACUGGUGAUCAUCUUGUUCAUCAGUUUCAUCAUUGACAAUCAACUUUAUCUGUGCUGCAACGCUCUUCUUCUUCUGCAGUCCUUUCAGAGGUUUUCUGCUGGACCCUGCAAUAAAUGUCUCUGUUUCUCUCUUCCAAUUCUUUGAAUUGGUCUUCUUUUCACGGGUUUGAAGAGAUGACUCCAAAGCAGUUUUGUAUGGUGAGUUUGUCAAAAUUGCGGCAGAUGCAACUUUGCAGCCGUGAUUGGUCUUCUUUUUGGAUUCUGGCCCUGGAGAUAUAUCUUGAGGACUCAUCUUGAGUUUUCUCUCUCAUUUUUCUUCUUCUUCUUUACUUGGACAUCAUUGUUUUGUCAUCUUCCAUAGCAAAUACCUUUUCCGCUUCAAUUCGCAAUGUGAUAAAAUUGGCAAACACAGUUCUGUCUACUGAGCAGAUGCCAGUAUCUCGAAAUCCAUUCACAGCAAUUUCUCCUGUCAUCACCUUCAAGUAAGCUCUGCCAAACAGGUCAGCAAUGUCAUAUGUUGAGAUGACUGCUGGAUUGGCAAAUCUACUCACAAACCUCUUCACUGUAGUGAGCUUCUAGUGGUCCCAUAUUUGAUUUAUCAAGAGCAUGCAAUUUUCUGUGAAGUAUGAGGAGGAUUACAUAGAAAGUUGACACGAUUCUCGAUAAGGAUAGCUUUGAGAUUUCGUGUUUAGGAAAAAUGUCCAUCAAGAAUCAGCAGCACUGGGGAUUCAGAGGAUGGUCUUGUUUUUGCAAUGGAAUGUACAAACCAUUUGGUGAAUAGAGAGCUUUGUACCCAACCUGGCGGAUGACAAACCCAGAUGGUUUCUGGUGGAGCUCCUUUUAAGAGGCGAUCGGUCAAAUUUGUGCGAGGAAAAAUCAUCAUAAGUGAAACGAAAGUUUCUCCCGCGCUCAUACACACAAUAAGUUAUAAGUGAACCUCUCUCGGCCGCACGUGAAGAUACGAUUUGCCGUUUUCCUGUACGACCAACAACAUAAGGCAGUCUAUUCUGCACUAUCGCGGGACCUGUCUCAACAACAUUAAACACCUGAUCAACUGGGUAGUGGUGUUCGUCCAUUGCAGCUUCUAAAAUAUCAAAGUAUGUUUUCACAUUUUCCUUUUUGCAACCCUUAGCUCGAGCUAUGGAUGUUCCACAGUUUUCUAAUCGCCGGUUGGCCCUUGAAUCUGUUCAUGAAAUGAUCGAACCAAGCUCUACCGGCCAUGCCACCCACAAAAGGAUGUUUUAUCUGGUUUAUUUCCGCUAAUUGCCAAUCGCUGGACGUCAUUUCUCGUUAAACCAGAAAAUUUGCUCUCAAUUAUUAACAAAUGUUUCACUACUUCUGGCGAUGGUGUAACGGUUAGUGUAUCGGACUGUUCUAUCCAAUUCGCGGGUUCAAACCCGAUCGAAGCCGUGGAUGUGUAGGGCGAAAAACCUCGGAGGGGAAGUAAAGCCGGCUGUCCCAUGUUAGUAGUUUACUGCAUCUAAAAGGUCCUCAAGCCUA